Messenger RNA from Stegodyphus dumicola, 2116 nucleotides. Its product is annotated as protein disulfide-isomerase A5. The record is from RefSeq and is a predicted model, not a curated record. NCBI's taxonomy places the organism in Eukaryota, Metazoa, Arthropoda, Arachnida, Araneae, Eresidae. Gene Ontology annotation, molecular function: protein disulfide isomerase activity. Gene Ontology annotation, cellular component: endoplasmic reticulum. Gene Ontology annotation, biological process: protein folding.
GACUUUUGACUGUAGUAGUAGUAAUAAUAAUAAUGUAUGUUUUUAGUAAUAUUUUUUAGAAGGAUAAACAGUAAUGAAAAUUAGAUUCAUUUUGUUCAAGCAUGUGUGAAUUAAUGUGUUCUCUUUCUGAAAUAAAUAUAAUUUCAAUCUCACUGUUGCUUUUUGUUGGUGUAAUUGAUUUAUGGUUAAUUUAUUUUGUAUCAUAUACUGCAGAUUUUCUUAAUUAAUCCAAAAUUUGUUUGGAAUUCGUCAUUUUGUAUAGGAAUGGAGAUCCAUUGUUUGAAGUAAGCCUAAGAACAGCUGACAAAAUCGUAGAAUUUAUGAAAGAUCCUAAAGAACCUCCACCACCUCCGCCUCCUGAAAUCCCUUGGAGUGAAGAACCAAGUAGUGUAGUGCAUCUCAAUGAAGAAGAUUUUAAACCGUUUUUGAGACGCAAAAAACAUGUUUUGGUUAUGUUUUAUGCUCCAUGGUGUGGUCAUUGUAAAAAAGCAAAACCAGAGUUUCAAGCUGCUGCUGACUAUUUUAAAGAUGAUCCUAAGGUUGAAUUUGCAGCAAUUGAUUGUACAUCUUACAGUAGUGUGUGCUCAGCCCAUGAUGUGAAAGGUUACCCAACUCUGAAAUAUUUUAGUUAUUAUAAAGUGGAAAAACCAUACGAAGGGCUUAGAACUGAAAGUGAUUUUGUGGAAUACAUGAAAUCAGCUGUAGAUGGAACACCACCACCAGCUAAGACACUUGGAUCUCCACCUGAAAAAUGGUGGUCAGAUAUACCUGAGGGACAGCAUGUACAUUUAUUGAAAUCUGAUGACUUUGAUGAGAAGAUUAGAUCUCAAGAAUCUGCUCUUGUAAUGUUUUACGCUCCUUGGUGUGGACACUGCAAAACUUUGAAACCAGAAUUUGCCAAAGCAGCUGCAAAAAUAAAAGAUAAUAAAAUUCCUGGACUUCUUGCUGCAGUUGAUGCUACAGAAGAAAGGGGUUUGAGUGAGCGUUUUAAAAUAACAGGAUUUCCUACUCUUAAUUAUUUUAAGGAAGGAAAUUUGAUGUUUAAAGUAAACUUCAGAACAGCUGAUAAAAUCUUUGAAUUUAUGAAAGACCCUAAAGAACCUCCACCACCUCCACCUCCUGAAACACCUUGGAGUGAAGAACCAAGCAAUGUUGUGCAUCUCAAUGAAGAAAAUUUUAAAUCAUUCUUAGAACGCAAGAAACAUGUUCUGCUUAUGUUUUAUGCUCCAUGGUGUGGUUAUUGUAAGAAAGCAAAACCUGAGUUUCAAGCUGCUGCUGAUAAUUUUAUAGAUGAUCCUGAGGUUGAAUUUGCAGCAAUUGAUUGCACAUCUUACAGUAGUGUGUGUUCUGCACAUGAUGUGAAAGGCUAUCCGACACUCAGAUACUUUAGUUAUUAUAAAGUAGAGAAGCCCUAUGAAGGAGGUAGAACUGAAAAUGAUUUCGUGAAGUACAUGAAAUCUGCUGCAGAUGGAAUGCCGCCUCCUACUACAACACCUCCACCUGAAAAGUGGUGGUCAGAUUUACCUAAUGCACAGCAUGUGCAUUUGUUAAAAGAAAAACAGUUUGAAGAAAAGAUUAGAUCUCAACAGUGUGCUCUUGUUAUGUUUUAUGCUCCUUGGUGUGGACAUUGCAAAGCUUUGAAACCAGAAUUUGCCAGAGCAGCUGCUAAAUUAAAAGAAAGAAAGGUGGAUUGCAUUUUGGCAGCUGUUGACAGUACUGUAGAACACUCUUUAUCUAAUAAAUAUUCAGUCAGAGCUUUUCCCACUGUGAUUUAUUUUAAAAAUGGCAAUUUGGUCAAGGAAUAUGAACAAGGACGAAGUGCUGAAGAUAUUGUAAGAUUUGUUCUAAGCCAAACAGUGGGUAGAGAAGAGUUAUGAAAUUAUACAUGUAAGUGUUCUGGGAAAUGGAACCAAGCUUAUUUGUAACUCAUUCUGAGUAUUCCAUUUACAUUAUAUUCUUCAAAUUCUCAUAGUAUUUACCAAAUUAUCUCAAAUGUAUGUAAAUAAUGAAAUGAAAAGUAAUAUUUUAUUUAAUAUUCCAAUCUUGUUGAUGUAUUUCUAACAUUUAAAAAAAAUAAUCUUAUAUUACUUAAUUAUCUGAAUUUAUACAGAUUUUA